Pezoporus occidentalis (night parrot) is the source of this 2067-nucleotide messenger RNA. It is a transcript of the gene COL23A1, whose product is annotated as collagen type XXIII alpha 1 chain. Bases 79 to 1986 code for a protein of 635 amino acids. Lineage: Eukaryota; Metazoa; Chordata; Aves; Psittaciformes; Psittacidae. The transcript has 29 exons. The record is from RefSeq and is a predicted model, not a curated record.
CAGCGCGCAGGGCGGGCGCUGGAUGCGCCGGCGGGGGCAGGCGGGCGGCAGCCGAGCGGGACCCCGCGCAGCGGCGCGAUGAGCGCGGGCAGCGGAGCCGCGGCGGGCACCGCCACCUCCGCCCUCUGCCUGCUCCUCUCGCUCACCGCCGUGGCCGUGUGCCUGCUGCUGGGCGCCAAGACGGCGGAGCUGCAGGGCCGGCUGGCAGCCCUGGAGGAGCGCGGACCCGGGCCGCUGCUGGACGCGCUGCAGCCCCGCGUGGAGCAGCUCUUCCGAGAGAAACUGGGUGAAGGACUGGCAAAGCUGCGGACGGCGAGAGAGGCUCCAUCAGACUGCAUGUGCCCCCCAGGCCCUCCGGGGAGGCGAGGGAAGCCCGGCCGGCGUGGAGAACCAGGACCUGCAGUAAGUAUCGUGGAUUUUACUGUUGGAUCAACAAAGGGGCCUCUUGGUUUGGAUGGCAAACCAGGACCUCCAGGACCAAAAGGGGAAAAGGGUGAAGCAGGGGACAUCGGCCCGAGGAUGGUUUUUCCUCACCUCAAUCAUGGAUUUCUGGCUAAUGAUCAACUUGUCUUUAGCCGGCGAGUGCUCAAGGGUGAUCAAGGUCGAGAUGGAGCCACUGGUCCCCCUGGUCCACCAGGACCCCCAGGGGCCCGGGGUCCUCCUGGUGACACGGGAAAAGAUGGCCCAAGAGGACCUCCAGGCCCCCCUGGUCUCAAAGGAGAGCCAGGAGAGGAAGGCCUUGUGGGUGCCAGGGGACCUCCAGGACCAAAGGGUGAGCCUGGUGUCCAAGGGAAAAAGGGUGAUGAUGGGGUCCCUGGGGAGCCAGGACUUACGGGCCCUAAGGGAGAAAAAGGAAGCGUGGGUCCCAAGGGAGAGAAUGGCACAGAUGGCUUGCCAGGUCCCAAGGGUGAGCCUGGUGAGAAGGGAGGAGUUGGCUCCAUCGGACCACGGGGUCCCCCCGGCCUGAAAGGGGAGCAGGGUGACACUGUAGUGAUUGACUAUGACGGCCGAAUCCUGGAUGCUCUUAAGGGUUCGCCAGGUCCCCCAGGGCCACCGGGCCCCCAAGGCGCUCCGGGUCCAAAGGGAGAGCUGGGCUUGCCGGGUCCACCUGGGCUGGAUGGUGAGAAGGGUCCCAAAGGAGCGAAGGGUGACCAGGGCAGCGUGGGCAUCACAGGACAGAAAGGAGAGACAGGAGAAAUGGGCUUAGCAGGUCCACCGGGAGCAGAAGGACCAAAAGGAGACAAAGGAGACAAAGGGGACACAGGGUCACCGUGUUUGCAGAACAAUCACAUCAUACCUGAGCCUGGACCGCCUGGAUUACCUGGCCCUAUGGGUCCUCCAGGAAUCCAGGGGCCUAAAGGCUUGGAUGGUGCAAAGGGAGAAAAAGGUGACAGUGGGGAGAAGGGCGACCAUGGCCACACUGGACCCGCUGGUCUCCCGGGUGCUCCAGGGCUCAUCGGUUUACCCGGUACCAAAGGAGAGAAGGGAAAGCCGGGGGAGCCAGGAUUGGAUGGUUUCCCAGGUCUCAGAGGAGAGAAAGGAGAGCGAAGUGAAAGAGGCGAGAAGGGUGAGCGAGGAAUACCGGGCAGAAAAGGAGCCAAAGGGCAGAAGGGGGAACCAGGCCCCCCCGGACUGGAUCAGCCUUGCCCCGUGGCAGAUCGCAGCAUUGCAGGCUGCACAAGGGACCCAGGUUUACCAGGCCUGGAUGGGGUGAGCGUGCCCUGCCCUUUGGUACAGUAUCUGCUCUCUUUCCUCUUCUUGCAUGGCUUGUGUGUGUUUCUGCUGUGGCCAAGCCCUGUUCCAGUGAACCCCUCCAGGGAGAGGAAGGGACAUCAGGCAGCAGGGCUGGAACAAGAUGUUUCACUCAGGCAUUCACAGGGGAGGAUGCCGAUGUGCUGUGCCUUCUUCCUCCUAGUUAAAAUUGCUUUAGAUAAGGAAUAUAAGCAAUGGGAGAUCACGUUAGGGGAUGUUUGCCCUUUAUGGUAAGUUAGUUCUGCUUUCCCUCAGCACCUAUGGCCCAGUUUGGUUGCCUUGUGCCUGUGCUGCUGGAAGUCUGAUUCCCAGCUA